CAAGUGAUCUCUAUUCCUUCUUUUGCUCUUUACAGAUGAUUGAUAAAGUGACUGGAGCUGGAGUGCAGCCCUCUGCGGCUCAGCUGAAGACCCUGAUAGAUCUGGAGUCUCGAUUCCAACCAAAGCUGAGUGGCUUGAGGCUCAUUGAGUGCGCCCAGGACAAUGGCUUAAGGAUGACCGCCAAACUCAGAGAGCUGGAGGUGAAAGACCUGCUCUCUCUUUCCAGGUUUUUUGGUUUUAGCUCUGAGACCUUCUCCUUGGCUGUGAGCCUGCUGGAUCGAUUUCUCUCUGUUAUGAAGAUUCAGCCAAAGCACCUCUCCUGUGUUGGUCUUUGCUGCUUCUACAUCGCUGUGAAGUCCUCAGAGGAGGAGAAAAAUGUGCCUCUGGCAAAUGACCUCAUCCGCAUCAGUCAGAAUCGCUUCACUGUGUCUGAUAUGAUGAGGAUGGAGAAGAUCAUCAUGGAGAAGCUGUACUGGAAGGUGAAAGCCCCCACAGCCCUCCACUUUCUACGACUGAUUCACAGUCACAUUCAAGAGCAGCUUGACUCUGAGAGGUAACCCACAUUUGAAAUCAAAAUUU
Molecule: messenger RNA, 579 nt
Organism: Oryzias melastigma (Indian medaka)
Lineage: Eukaryota; Metazoa; Chordata; Actinopteri; Beloniformes; Adrianichthyidae
Product: cyclin-G1
Exons: 2
Coding region: 36-557 (173 amino acids)
Biological process (GO): mitotic cell cycle phase transition; regulation of cyclin-dependent protein serine/threonine kinase activity
Cellular component (GO): nucleus; cyclin-dependent protein kinase holoenzyme complex; cytoplasm
Molecular function (GO): cyclin-dependent protein serine/threonine kinase regulator activity
Source: RefSeq, a predicted model, not a curated record